Syngnathus acus (greater pipefish) is the source of this 3162-nucleotide messenger RNA. RefSeq names its product frizzled class receptor 3a (gene fzd3a). Gene Ontology annotation, molecular function: Wnt receptor activity; Wnt-protein binding. The transcript is spliced from 9 exons. Lineage: Eukaryota; Metazoa; Chordata; Actinopteri; Syngnathiformes; Syngnathidae. Gene Ontology annotation, cellular component: plasma membrane. Gene Ontology annotation, biological process: non-canonical Wnt signaling pathway; canonical Wnt signaling pathway. The record is from RefSeq and is a predicted model, not a curated record. The coding region runs from base 446 to 2515 and encodes 689 amino acids.
GGAGGAGAGGGGUGCACAGCGGUGGGGGUGAGGACAGUCGUGUGGUAGGGGGCGGACAGGAGGAAGCUCCGCGUUGAGGGACCCUCGCACAUUGUUGCCAACUCGAGGAACGGCGAGAACGUUACAUGUGACUUUUUAUUCCAAUGUCCUGAUUACCAUUACAAGUCAUCAGUGAUAUUUUUCCAUUCUAUCCAUGCUGGUUGGAGGAGGAAGAGUCGCAUGAGUCACUUGGUGAGAGCACAGCAUCUUAAAGGAUCACAGCAUCUCAGAGCUGAUGGCGUUUGCUGUGACUCAACCGCAGUGGGUGCAGACUUGAACCAUGGCUGACCACACUGCCGGACCCUCACUGGUGAUCUGGAGAGAAGGAAUUGUUUAAACGGACGCUCCUGAGAUUGUGCCUCUUCCUCAGCUGUCAUCUGAGCUUCUCUGCUACAGCAGACCGGUCAUGGGUCCUCUAUGGGUGCUGUCGGUGUCCAUGUUGACGGUGUGCGUCGCCAUUCCCAUGGACGCGGCGGCGGGGAGCCACAGCCUGUUCACCUGUGAGCCCAUCACGCUGCGUAUGUGCCAGGGGUUACCCUACAACACCACCUUCAUGCCCAAUGUGCUCAACCACUACGACCAGCAAACGGCCGCUCUUGCCAUGGAGCCCUUCCAUCCUAUGGUCAACUUGCAAUGCUCUGCCGAGCUCAGGAUGUUUCUGUGCGCCCUCUACGUGCCCGUGUGCACCGAGUACGGCCGCAUGACCCUGCCCUGCCGUCGCCUGUGUCUGCAGGCCAAAAGCGAUUGCUACAAACUCAUGGACAUGUUUGGUGUCGGCUGGCCUGAGGAGAUGGACUGCAAGAGGUUUCCAGACUGCGACGAUCCCUACCCCCGUCCCGUCGACCUCCUGUCCAGCGCAGAGACGACCGAGCCCACCAUCCCCGUCCAGAGAGACUAUGGAUUCUGGUGCCCCCGAGAGCUCAAAACAGACCCGGAGCUCGGCUACUCCUUCAUGGGGGUCCGCGACUGCUCGCCUCCUUGCCCCAACAUGUACUUCACGCGCACGGAGCUGACCUUCGCCCGCUACUUCAUCGGCGUGGUGUCCAUCGUUUGCCUCUCCGCCACCCUCUUCACCUUCCUGACUUUCCUCAUCGACGUGUCUCGCUUCCGCUACCCGGAGCGGCCCAUUAUCUUCUACGCCGUGUGCUACAUGAUGGUGUCGCUCAUGUUCUUCCUUGGUUUCCUGUUGGAGGACAAGGUGGCAUGCAACGCGGCCAUUCCUGGGAGGUUUCGGGCUUCCACUGUGACUCAAGGCUCUCAUAAUAAGGCCUGCACACUUCUCUUCAUGGUGCUGUACUUCUUCACCAUGGCCGGCAGCGUCUGGUGGGUCAUCCUCACCAUCACUUGGUUCCUGGCCGCCGUUCCCAAGUGGGGCAGCGAGGCCAUUGAGAAGAAGGCGCUCCUCUUCCACGCCUGCGCUUGGGGCAUCCCCGGCGUGCUCACCGUCAGCCUGCUCGCCAUGAACAAGAUCGAGGGAGACGGCGUUAGCGGCGUUUGCUUCGUGGGUCUCUACAACUUGCCGGCGCUGCGCUGGUUCUUGCUGGCUCCACUGGGAGUGGACGUGGUGGUGGGCGUGGCGCUGCUGCUCGCCGGAAUCGCAGCUCUGAACCGUGUCCGCAUGGAGAUCCCCCUGGAGAAGGAGAACCAGGAGAAGCUGGUCAAGUUUAUGAUUCGGAUCGGCGUGUUCUCUGUGCUCUACCUGGCGCCUCUGCUGACCGUUCUGGCCUGCUACCUCUACGAGAACAGCCAUCGGACAGUCUGGGAGACGACAUGGGUCCAGGAGAAGUGUCGCGACUACCACAUCCCCUGUCCUUACCAGUUGGAGCAGAGCAGUCAUCCUGACCUGUCCCUCUUCCUGAUCAAGUACGUGAUGAUGCUGAUCGUGGGGAUCCCGUCUGUGUUCUGGGUGGGCAGCAAGAAGACCUGCUUCGAGUGGGCCAGCUUCUUCCAUGGCAAGAGACGCAAAGACGCCAUGGUUGACAGCCGGCAGAUACCGCGAGAGCCCGACUUCACCCGAUUGCUCCUGAGGGACUGCCAGGCGCCCAUCGCCAGGAAGUCGCGUGGCACAUCCACACAGGGCACGUCCACGCAUGCGUCCUCCACCCACCUGGCCAUGCUGGACGAGCCCCCCAGCGGCAGCACCAGCCGGGCGGGCUCGCUCUGUAGCGGCCGCUCCAAGUUGAGCAGCUACCAUGGCAGCCUGCGCCGCUCCCGAGACGGCGGAUACACGGCCUCCGGCUUCCGAUCGUCCGACGACCGCGCCCCUUACGGCAGCAUGCCCCACCUCGACGACCCGUCCCAAACGAGACACUUGAGCGCCAAUCGCCUAGACGGCCUGUCACGGCAUGGCUCCGCCCACUUGUUGGACAUCCAGUCACGACACGGCAGCGCCAGGGACUUAAGCUGCGUCCCCCAGCUUGCCCUGGGGGUCUCGGCAAAUGGCAUUCAUCGAGUGAUGGAGGAAGACACAGCAUGAAGUUCGCCGCGCACAAUAUGCUCGAUCUUUUUUUUUUUUUUGUCUGCCUUAUAGGUGCCAGACCUACGAACCAACUCUCAAAACAGACUUGAAAAUGUUUUUUGGACCCAGGUUUUUGGUGUGAGCAUAAUGUCCAAUCAGGAUGAGAAAUCCAAAGACUUACUGGUUACUUUUUGGAUGGUUUUGUAUUGCACCUUUUUGAGCUCCUGGUGGUCUUCAGCUCUCACUUAGCAAUUAGUUGGCCUUUUUGUGUGUUGAGCAGCAGGAUAGACUGAAUCCUGUUUGCUUGAUGACUGCACAUUCAGGUACAUUGGCCUGCUAAAAUCCCAUUCAGAACGUUUUCAUGCUCGGUGAAUGUGCUUGUUAAAAAAGUUCUUAAACAGUGUGUUUCCCUGAAAAAAAAGGAAAAGUGCUGAAUCCAAAUUCCUGCCUUACAGUUUGAACAGCACUACAAUAGGCUUGAUUUACUAAGUUAGUAAAAAUGGACACAAACUUGAGUAUGCCAAAUGCGCUAAGAUGCCACGUAGUUCAUUUUGUACAUUGAUGAAGGACUGUAUGCAAAUUAAUUUAGCACGCACAAUGUCAAAUCAAAACUCUGUCCAGUUGAGAUGACUUAUCUUGCAUAUUUCUUGAAAUGCCAGAAACAA